GAUGACAUAUUUAGAAAUACUUGUUCCUAUUGUUGGAAUUUUCAGAAGUAUCAUUUUCUGUUAUGAAGAAUAUUUCGGAGGUAUAACUACUUGUAUCAUCGUGUGAUUCACAUAAGUUUUUUGAUAUAUUAAUAAUAAUGGCAGAAAUUGAAUGGCCAUGGCAAUACAGUUUUCCUCCUUUUUUUACACUUCAGCCUCAUUCAGAUACUAGAGCUAAACAAUUAGCAGCAUGGAAAAGUUUAAUCCUAGAAUAUUAUCGUAUAACAAAACAAGCUAUUAUAGAUAUAAGAGAAGUGCAUUCAAGUCCGUUAUUUAAUAAUACUGCAAUUAAUCGCAAAUUACCAUCAGAGGCUAUCUUAUUGGUAUUGGAAGAAUUAGCAAGAUCAGGGAAUGCAAGCCCAUUAGAUAAGACAAGACAAAGGUGGCUAAUUUAUUGGCAUACUUUGGAAGAAUGGGGUGAAAUUAUUUAUAACUGGGCACAAGAGAAUGGAUUUGUUGGUUCCGUAUGUACUUUAUUUGAGUUAACACAAGGAGAAGAUACAACAAAUCAGGAAUUUUAUGGACUUGAUACAGAAGUAUUAAUCAGAGCACUUAAAACACUGGAAGGAAAUAAGAAAGCAGAAUUAAUUUUAUUUGAUGAUAAUCAAGGUGUUAAGUUCUUUUAGACACAUAAUUGUAUAAAAGAAUUGCUUUGUAAAUGUAAAUACAAAUCUUCGCUAUUUUCAAGGUA
This is a messenger RNA of Bombus pyrosoma, 730 nucleotides long. RefSeq names its product vacuolar protein-sorting-associated protein 25 (gene Vps25). Gene Ontology annotation, biological process: protein transport to vacuole involved in ubiquitin-dependent protein catabolic process via the multivesicular body sorting pathway. Gene Ontology annotation, cellular component: ESCRT II complex. NCBI's taxonomy places the organism in Eukaryota, Metazoa, Arthropoda, Insecta, Hymenoptera, Apidae. The coding region runs from base 138 to 665 and encodes 175 amino acids. Gene Ontology annotation, molecular function: protein homodimerization activity; structural molecule activity. The transcript is spliced from 4 exons. The record is from RefSeq and is a predicted model, not a curated record.